AUGCUAACCCAUCAUUUCAUUAUCCAUUUUCUUAUAGCAGUGAUACAGUUUCUUACGGGGGUCUCUGUAAACAGCUUCAUCCUGGUGGUGAAUGUGGUGGACUUCAUCAAGCAGAGAAAAAUGGCUCCUCUGGAUCUGCUCGUUUCCUGCCUGGUGACUUCGAGGAUUUGUCUACACUUUCUCAUCUUCUUUGUGCACCUGCUUCGUCUCUCCAUCAUGAAACAGUCCACGUUUGCUGAGAGUUAUAUAAUUUUCAUGUUCGUAACUAUUUGGGGGCUUUGGUUGGCCACAUGGCUUGGUGUUUUCUACUGUGUUAAGAUCACCACUAUUCCACAUCCCUUGUUCUUCUGGCUGAAAAUGAGGAUUUCCAAGUUGGUGCCAUGGCUGAUCCUGGGGUCCACAUUGUACGCAUCUAUCAGUUCUGGCACCUAUGAAAAACAUGCACGGACUAUUACCCCAAAAUCUAUGGUCAACUUUUUCUCCAAAAAUGCAACUCAGACGAAAGGUAUAAACAUUGUACCAUUUUCUAUUUUGAUUCUUCAUCUGACAUUACCAUUAAUCAUUUUUCUCAUCACUGUUCUGCUCUUGAUUUUUUCCCUGGGAAGACAUGCACAUCACAUAAAAACUAUUGCUACAGGAAACAGGAAUCCCCGUAAGGGUGCCACCAUCAAGGCAAUGCUGUCCGUCCUGUCCUUCCUAAUCCUGUACUCCUCACACUAUAUAAUGGCCAUUUUGUUCUUUUUCCAAAUACUGCGGUAUGGAAACUUCGUCUUUUUGUUCUGCGUAGUGGUGGCUGACACCUACCCAUCUGUACACUCUGUUAUCUUAAUUUUAGGAAACCCUAAACUGAAACAAAAUGCAAAGAAGUUCCUGCCAUGUGGUCAGUGCUGUCAGUGA
Chinchilla lanigera (long-tailed chinchilla) is the source of this 897-nucleotide messenger RNA. RefSeq names its product taste receptor type 2 member 1-like. NCBI's taxonomy places the organism in Eukaryota, Metazoa, Chordata, Mammalia, Rodentia, Chinchillidae. Gene Ontology annotation, cellular component: membrane. Gene Ontology annotation, molecular function: G protein-coupled receptor activity; bitter taste receptor activity. Bases 1 to 897 code for a protein of 298 amino acids. Gene Ontology annotation, biological process: G protein-coupled receptor signaling pathway; sensory perception of taste; detection of chemical stimulus involved in sensory perception of bitter taste. The record is from RefSeq and is a predicted model, not a curated record. The transcript has a single exon.